UUAGCUUUGGGGGUUUUCAAGAAAGAAAGAGAAAAACAAUUUGGCGUCCUCUUUGUGUAGGUUCCUUUUGAUUCAUCUGUUUCUCUGUUUCUGGGUUUUCCCAAUUUUUGGUCUCUGUUUCUGAGAUUUUUUGUUUUUUGUUUGUUUUCUUUUUCGUUUUGGGUGUUAGUAGCUUCAUUCUCACGCUUGCACACUUCUUCAAAUCCCUUUCCCUUUCCCUUUCCCUUUAGGCUUUAGGUGUCCCCAACUUUUCUGAUAAAUUUCUCGUCCUUUAAUGGCUUUUUUAAGACGGGUUUUUAUAUCUCAUUAAUGCUGGGUUUCACUCCGUUUCAGGGCUUUCUUUUUCCAUCUUUAUAUCUUCUUCUCUCUGUCUAAUCUUUCAAGUACUCCAUUCCCUUUUAAUCUCUCCCCUGUUUUUUCUCUGUUUUUUCUCUGUUUCAUCUUCUUCCUUUGCUUUCAAUGAGAAUCUGAUUCUUUGAGCUCUGUAAUGAGUAUGGAUUUCGACUCUGUUUUUGACCUCCCUGUUAAGUUCACCGAGCAUCGUAACCAUGUUAAGCUCUCUUCAAUGCCGGAAAUUACGCCGAGAGUUGUACGAAUUUCGUUUACCGACGGUGACGCCACUGAUUCCUCCAGUGAUGAUGAGAACGAAAUGUUUGGUCGCCGCAGAGUGAAGAAGUUUGUUAAUGAGAUUACGAUUGAGCCGUCUUGUUCUGGAGAAGGAAAUGGAAUCUGGGGUGUGAAUAGAUCGGCGAGAAAUGGCCGGAGACGGUCGUCCGGGAAAUGUGGGGUCCCGUCCAGGAGUCGUCGGUCGGUGAAGAUGCCGGAUGGGAAGAAGUUCCGCGGUGUGAGACAAAGACCGUGGGGAAAAUGGGCUGCCGAAAUCAGAGACCCACUGCGGCGCGUACGGGUGUGGCUAGGAACUUAUGACACGGCAGAGGAAGCUGCCAUGGUUUACGACAACGCCGCCAUUCAACUCCGGGGUCCUGAUGCACUGACCAAUUUCACUACCCAAUCGCCCAAAAAAUGCUCCGCCUACGACUCCGGCGAAGAGUCGAACAACAACAUUUGCUCUCCGACCUCAGUCCUCCGGUGUCCAUCGCCUCCAAACGAAGAGGCCCAAUCUCAACUCCCCGGCGAGCCAGACAACUCGUCCGUAUCGGAAAAUUUCUCGUCGGAGUUCUCAGACUUCUCGAGCUACUCCGACACCUUCAUUCCGGACGACAUUUUCGCCUUCGAAUCUUCAAUUCCGACAUUGUUAGACGACGAGAUAGGCCUACAUCACCAAACCAACUUCUUCGGCGAUGACAGUUUCUUCAACGGCGUGUUUCACAGUCCCAUCGAAGAAACCGGGUUCGGGUUCGGGUUCGAGUACCCUACUCCCCCUACAGACGACUUCUUCCAAGACUUCAGCGACGUGUUCGGUUCGGAUCCUCUCGUUGCCCUUUAAAGCUUCCCCGUCGCCGUCCAUGCCAUUUGUCGGCGAAGAUUUUGCUCCGGCCAUGAGUAUCGAAGUUUUAUUUUAUUUUAAUAUUGUUUUAAAUUUAAUUUUGUAAUUUUUCAAGCAUUAGUAUUAAAUAUGAACAAGAGAAGGUCUCCGUCACGUUAACGGUGAUGGACGAGUUUGUCUA
This is a messenger RNA of Cucurbita pepo subsp. pepo (vegetable marrow), 1628 nucleotides long. RefSeq names its product ethylene-responsive transcription factor CRF2. Gene Ontology annotation, biological process: regulation of DNA-templated transcription. Gene Ontology annotation, molecular function: DNA binding; DNA-binding transcription factor activity. The record is from RefSeq and is a predicted model, not a curated record. NCBI's taxonomy places the organism in Eukaryota, Viridiplantae, Streptophyta, Magnoliopsida, Cucurbitales, Cucurbitaceae.